UACUUACUAAAGCAGGAACACAUCUUCUGUCUUCCUAAAGUUGACUAUCAUAGUUCCAUUGUAGGGUGUACAUUCCUGAUAGCCGUCGCCAUGGAUACAUCUGGUUUCAACUUGACCAUAGGAAAUGAUACGGGUGCCAGCGUAACUCCGAGUGCAAACGACACGGACGUUAGCAUUUUCACGACGGGAUUGGUUCCAUGCGGUCAAAUCCCCGUUCCGAUGGCUCCAAAAGGCGCAUCUUACGUAGCUAGCGUCUCGUUGCUGGUCCAGCUGGUUAUGCUAGCGAUCGCCCUUUUGGUGGGUCACGGUCUCAGAAGAAAGAAGAUUGUUAUAAUUCCCGAAGCGGGCGCGGCAUUAGCUUUUGGAGUAAUAGUGGGAUUGGUUGUGAAAUUCCUUCGACAUGGGUCGGAAUUCAGAGAAUGGAUAAACUUCAACAACAACUUCUUCUUCUAUUUCCUGCUGCCGCCGAUUAUAUUAUAUCCUUUCACGUCCCCUCCUCUCUUCUUCGUCUGUAGCCCCUAGAUUUGUUCGUUUUCCAUCUCCCUCCCCACUUAUCCUCCUCCUUUCUUCGGCCUGCUCCGUCAACUUACGCACGCAUGUUCUUCCCGUCCUUUCUUAGGCUCCACUUUUUCUUCCAUCGCUUCAUAUGUCCACCAUUUUCUGAAUUGUGAUUGCAUAAAACCAGUUUUCCUUAACCGUCUUUUUUUCCUUUCCACUGAGUCGGGAUGGAGCUUGAAAGCGAAAACAUUCUUUGGCAACUUUGGAGCGAUUUGUACCUUCGCCUUUGCUGGCACGCUCAUAUCAACAUUGGUUGUGGGCUGCUUCAUGUAUUUUGUUGGACUGCUACAUGCUGCUCACGCUAUGCCUAUCAUGGUGUGCCUUACAUUUGGCGCUUUGAUAUCAGCAACUGAUCCUGUAUCAGUGCUUGCCGUUUUCCAGGAAUUGGGUGUAGACCGCACACUUUACGCCCAAGUUUUUGGAGAAUCCGUACUGAAUGAUGCGGUUGCAAUAGUACUUUACAGGACCUUGUUGUCAUUUGUGACGACCAAGGUUGACGGCAGGGGAAUAUGGUUUGCGAUCUCAUUUUUCCUUGCUAAUUUCAUUGGCUCAUUCUCAAUCGGAGUCAUCUUGGGGUUGUUGAGUGCCCUUGUCUUCAAGCAUUGUGGUUUCGAAGAUGACGGUCUCGCUCUGCUUCAAUCCUGCCUGCUUUCCCUGUUCCCCUACAUGGCAUACAUGCUUGCUGAUGCUUUCGAACUGUCUGGAAUUGUGUCCAUCCUCUUUGCGGGAAUGACAAUGAGAUACUACACGGCUCCUCAUCUUAAUGAGAAAGCACUGGCCACAACAAGCAGCUUCUUCUCCAUCCUCGCAAAGUUAUCUGAAACCUUUGUUUUCAUAUACAUGGGAGUUGCUGUAUUCUUGGAAAAACAAAGCUGGAGAAGCUACAGCUUUACACUAUAUGCUAUUUGUUUGCUAAUUGUGACAUUCUCCUGCAGGGUUUUCAACAUUUAUCCUCUUGCAUACAUCGUCAAUGCCUUUCGUCAGAAACAGAACAGAAUACCCAUGAAUCAUCAGCAUGCCUUGUGGUUCAGCGGGCUUCGUGGAGCCAUGGCCUUUGCACUCGCUUUACAGUCUAUUACAGAUCUUCCUGAGGACUAUGGUCGUGUAAUCUUGACUUCAACGUUGCUGACAAUUGCAUUCACUGUAUUGUUUAUUGGUGGCGCGACAUCCCACAUGCUUUCAUGGCUGAAGAUUGAAUGCAGCGGGCCAAUAGAGCAUAACGAUCAGGAUCCACAAGAUGGCGGGGAAAUCAUGUUAACUCAAACACCUGACAAACCCCAGAGCAAUUUGAAGAAGAAAUUUCAGCAGCUGAAGGAUAAGGCUAGUUUCGCUUCUCUCGACAAGAACUUUUUGACCCCAAUAUUUGCAACACCAUCUCGCUCACAUCUGCGGCUUGCGGAGCUCGAUCAAAACAGUACGCCUCCUCAAGCACACCGCCCAUCCACUUCUUCAGCUGAUGGCACAGAAAGGAGGGCUAUGGAGAAUGAGCUCUUUCCUGUGGAUGAAUUGUUUCCGACUACUGAUGAUACCGGUAGUGUGACAGUUCCAUUGGCCACUGCUCUUUCGUUGCCCGUGGAGGGAGGUCACCUCAGUCGGCGUGCAAGUGCCAACAGUCAGCAAGGGGGAUGACUUGCGUGAUGUGCUUGGUUGGGAGUUGAGAUGACUUCAAAAUCGUGUACAGAUUAGUGUUGCUGGCUAUAGCAUGAUCAUUAU
This is a messenger RNA of Closterium sp. NIES-67, 2271 nucleotides long. Lineage: Eukaryota; Viridiplantae; Streptophyta; Zygnematophyceae; Desmidiales; Closteriaceae. The record is from the annotation of a GenBank genome assembly.